Molecule: messenger RNA, 1821 nt
Organism: Sinocyclocheilus grahami
Lineage: Eukaryota; Metazoa; Chordata; Actinopteri; Cypriniformes; Cyprinidae
Product: procollagen-lysine,2-oxoglutarate 5-dioxygenase 2-like
Exons: 17
Coding region: 1-1821 (606 amino acids)
Biological process (GO): peptidyl-lysine hydroxylation
Cellular component (GO): endoplasmic reticulum
Molecular function (GO): procollagen-lysine 5-dioxygenase activity
Source: RefSeq, a predicted model, not a curated record
AUGUUUAAGGCUGACGUAACCACCGAACAAGAACUAGAGGAAGACAUUUCCUCGUUUUUUCUAACAUACACUUUUUAUUCCUCAAUUUUCUUGUCACCAGAAAAGCUACUUGUACUUGCUGUUGCAACGCAGGAGACGGAUGGCUUCCACCGCUUCAUGCAGUCAGCAAACUACUUCAAAUUCAAUGUGAAGGUGCUGGGGAUGGGAGAGGAGUGGAAGGGAGGUGAUGUGGGUCGAUCCAUCGGUGGCGGCCAGAAGGUUAGACUGCUAAAGGAAGCCAUGGAGUCUCUGGCUGACCAAGAGGACUUGGUGGUCUUAUUUGUGGACAGUUAUGACCUCAUCUUUGCUGGUGGACCUGAGGAGAUUUUCAGAAAGUUCCAGCAGACCAAUCAUAAGCUGGUGUUCGCUGCUGAAGGAAUCAUCUGGCCAGAUUCUCGACUGGCAGAGAAGUAUCCUUCUGUUCGCAAUGGGAAACGCUUUCUUAACUCUGGAGGCUUUAUUGGCUAUGCUCAAUACAUUCAGAAGAUUGUGAACCAGUGGGACCUUCAUGAUAAUGAUGAUGAUCAGCUAUUCUACACAAAGGUCUACGUGGAUCCACUUCAGAGGGAAAAACUUAAUAUGACCUUGGACCACAAGUGUGAGAUUUUCCAGAAUUUGAACGGAGCCGUGGAUGAAGUUCUCCUGAAGUUUGGGACAGAGCGAGUGCGAGUGAGAAACACUGUCUACAACUGUCUGCCAUCCAUUAUCCAUGGAAAUGUGAACACCAAGAUAUACUUCAAUUACUUGGCCAACUACAUCCCCAAUGUGUGGAACUAUGAGCAAGGCUGUACCAUCUGUGACCAAGACAUGGUGGAUUUGUCUCAGCUUAAAGAAUUUCCACAAGUGACUGUUGGUAUAUACAUUGAGCAGCCGACUCCAUUCCUGCCAGAGUUCCUGGAGAGGUUCCUGAGUCUAGAUUAUCCCAAUGAUAAACUGAAUGUCUUUGUUCAUAACAGUGAGGUUUACCAUGAGAAGCACAUACAGAAGUUUUGGGAAGAGAACAAGGAUGUAUUCCGCAGUUUUAAAGUUGUUGGCCCCGAGGAGAACUUAACUCAAGGAGAAGCAAGGAACAUGGGAAUGGAUUUGUGCCGGAAGGAUCUUUCUUGUGAUUAUUACUUCAGCAUCGAUGCGGAUGUGAUGCUCACCAACCGACAGACCAUAAAACUCCUCAUCGAACAAAACAGAAAAAUAAUUGGCCCUCUUGUCACCCGGCAUGGAAAAUUGUGGUCCAACUUUUGGGGAGCCCUGAGCCUGGAUGGUUAUUAUGCAAGAUCUGAGGACUACAUUGACAUUGUGCAAGGAAAGCGUGUUGGUGUGUGGAACAUCCCCUUCAUGGCCCACAUCUACCUCAUAAAGGGCCAGACUCUGCGGAAUGAGCUCAAAAAUAGGAAUGUCUUUGUCUUGGAGAGAUUGGACCCCGACAUGGCCAUGUGCAGGAAUGCCAGAGACUUGACAGUACAGAGAGAAAGAGAAUCUCCUUCUCCGGAAUCAUUCCAAAUGCUCAGACCCCCACAGGGAGUUUUCAUGUAUGUUACAAAUCGUCAUGAGUUUGGAAGGCUUAUUUCGACUGCCAACUAUAACACAUCUCAUUAUAACAAUGACCUUUGGCAAAUAUUUGAAAACCCACUGGACUGGAGAGAGAAAUACAUCCAUCCCAACUAUACCCGAAUUUUCACUGACAACGUCUUGGAGCAAAAUCUAGAGUUCACUGAACAAGGAAAUAUGCAGAUUGCCCAGAUGGAACCUGAUCUUCUCGAUAAAGUACAGUGCAAAUCUACAUGA